AUGUUGGACUCUCUGCUCGACUCUGAUUCAAACCUGGAAGAUUCCGAUUCUAAUAUCUUGUCGGAUUCAGGGCAUGAUUCAGAUGAUGCCGUCCCAUGGCCUGUGGCACCACCAAGCACAGAUUCGUCUAUGAAGCACCUUCAAGUGUACAUUAAACAACUUCAACUUGAGAAAGGAAAGUUGGAAGAGCACAACGCAGCACUGAAUGCAACCAAUGGCACAUUAGCAGCACAGCAGUUGAAACAUCACAGGUGCUCACCUAAUCAGAUAUCAUCUGCUGCUGCAUCGUCAUGUUCAUCUACUGCAUCUCUGCGUUCAUUUGCGCCAUCUUCAUCUGUGCCACCUUCAUCUGCACCAUUGACUACCACGUCCAUCAUAACGUCUGAGACCAUCAUCGACAAGCUAAUCUUGGGUUUGGCCAAGAAGUAUGCAUUGAUGACAGAGAUGUUCCUGCCUGAAAAGAAAUCGACAGAGAAGGCUGCCCUUGUCACUGAGCUCUACGCCUCAAUCGAUCAUGAGAUGCACGCUGAGAUGCAAACAAAUUCAUUCUUUAACUUGUUCGCAACUGGCAUGCAACAGGCACGAUCAUCAUUCUUUAAUGGUCUACAUACUGUUGCAGGUAGCAUCUUCAACAUGUCACCCGAGUACUUUGUUGCCAGAUAUGACCGUGCUUCUGCCCAGCAAAUUACAGAUAUGAUUGGAUGGAGGGUGGGGAAGGGGAAGACCUUUGAUGUUUUCAAAGCACCAAUACUGUACCCUGGUAACAUUGUUGACGAGAGAAAUUUUUUCAGAAACUGGUUGGUGAUCGCAAAGGUUAUCAAGGUUUCAGUGUGCGGCAAGAUGUCAUUGUUCCCCAAGGGGCAUGGUGGCCCACCUACCUAUGCGAAGAUUUGGAAACUCAACAGCUGCACUCCUGGUAUGAUUUCAUUUGGCGUGACUUCAAUAAUCUUCAUGCUAUCCCCGGAUCAAGAAUUCUCCGGGGACGGUAUUGGAGCCAUUUCUUCGAUCCCUUAUUACACUGUCUUCUGCGCUGUCAAAAGAUUCUUCAUCAUUAAGUGGACCCAUGAAUGCAUCAAAACUAUUGUUGGACACAUUAACAGUUAUGUCUUUGACAAUGUUGCUCAGACAGAGCAGGGCAAUACUUCGGGCAAGGAAGACAUGAUUGAUUCCGUCAAUCGUGUCAUGGCGGCAUUGGAUGAUUCAGAUAGCAGCUCGAAUAAAGACCCCACUGGCUCUGACAGUCUUGGUGCACACUAUCCUACCAUUGUUGAACCGAGUUCUUUGACUGCAUCCUCAGUCUCAAAUACUAUUGCAGUAGCUUCUCCCCUGCAACAUGAACCCCCCCUGCCUUCUGAUGUCGUGCCAUCUAUCUCAACUCAGGGUGCUUUGCUCAAUUCUGAAUCAAGUACUACGUGUUCAGAGCCUGCCUUGGUUGCUACAGUGAUAGCGGCACCCCAUCUGAAGCCAGCCAGUGAAGACUUGGUGGCUGUCGCUACGAAAUCCAAAAGGGGACCUCGAGGAAAAGGUAAAGUCCCAUAUAAUAGACUUUUGAUCUUCUGUUUGCAGAUGCAUCAAUUAAUAUCCCUGGUCAUUGUGGACAGUGUAUUGUUUGAUGUGAGUCACACUGAAGUGGGCAAGCCAGAACUGACAUUUAUAGUCAUAGGCAAACAACACCACGUUCGCUUCUUCCCAAAGAACCGGGGCAAAGCGGACAGGUCUGGCAACUGUCCCACAGGAUUCAUUGCAGACAAGGGAGUUGGGAACCCCGCUGUAUGCAACUUUUACCUCCAGUCGCAUGGAGGCCUUCUCGGAACUAGCAGACCAAGUCAUUACAUCACACUCAGGGACGACAUCUACAAGAAUAACACAGACAAUCCAUCAUUAACUGCAAGAGCGCUCAAGACAGAUGAUGUCUCAUCUGGAUGA
This is a messenger RNA of Suillus paluster, 1926 nucleotides long. RefSeq lists its product as uncharacterized. Gene Ontology annotation, molecular function: nucleic acid binding. The transcript has 12 exons. Bases 1 to 1926 code for a protein of 641 amino acids. NCBI's taxonomy places the organism in Eukaryota, Fungi, Basidiomycota, Agaricomycetes, Boletales, Suillaceae. The record is from RefSeq and is a predicted model, not a curated record.